This is a messenger RNA of Ziziphus jujuba (common jujube), 2829 nucleotides long. RefSeq names its product wall-associated receptor kinase-like 18. Gene Ontology annotation, cellular component: plasma membrane. The transcript is spliced from 3 exons. Gene Ontology annotation, biological process: protein phosphorylation. Gene Ontology annotation, molecular function: protein kinase activity; ATP binding. The record is from RefSeq and is a predicted model, not a curated record. NCBI's taxonomy places the organism in Eukaryota, Viridiplantae, Streptophyta, Magnoliopsida, Rosales, Rhamnaceae. The coding region runs from base 1 to 2619 and encodes 872 amino acids.
AUGGUACAUGGUUUCUUUCUUACUGCUCUUUUAGUACUGCUUUUUCUUCCUCAGUCUCUUUGUUUGUCUCCGGAUGAGAGCUCUAUCAAUCUUUACUAUCAUGGAGGGAAGAUCAUGACAAAACCAGUAACUGUUUAUCUUCUAUGGGUUGGGACAGGCUGGAAAGAAUCUGGUAGAGAAGCAAUAAGAAAUGCCUUGACUUCAUUAACUUCGUCGCGAUACCACAAUGUCAAGGAUUCUGGGGUACCUACAUUGGGAAACUGGUGGGAGAUCAUAAGACAGUAUAGGGAUGGUGAUAAUGUUCCUGUGACAGAUAGAGUGGAUUUAGGUGCUGAAUGCUUCUAUACUGGUACUGAACUCAACAUGACCCAAGAUCAAGUUUUUGAUAUUGCGAAGUCUGCCUUUAACUGGAAUUCUAGUGAAGGGUCUGGUGGGAAAUUCUUGAGUUGUACUCGUCCUUUUGAAAUGAAUAAAUAUGGUAUCUAUCAUGUUGUGUUUUCUUAUACUGCAAUGUUCUUUGAUAGCCCAGAGCAGUGGAAAUUUAUGGACUGUAGUGGAAAGUUUGCAAUAGAGGCUUCUGCAGGUAUGAUGGUGAAUGUGGUAUGGCAAAGAGAACCUCAAAAUGCAGCUGAUAUAUGCUCAAUGUUGUUUAAUGGAAAGUCUUACUUGGGCCCUCCAAAUGGCAAUGAGAAGAUCGAUAGCCUGGUGGGUUAUGUACUUGGAAAUACUGCUGUGGAAGUCACCAAUGGAGAUGGAAGAGGAUGGUCUAGAAAUGAUGGAACUGGUAUGACAGUGAGUAAUUCUUGUGCUUCCCUAAUGUGGAGAGAGAUGGAUGGUCCUCCCUUGUUUAAGGAUACAACGAGGAAUGUGAGUUUCAAUGUUGUUGGUUUGAAUGGUUAUAGGUACAUGGUUCCAUACGUUUGGGACCAAAAGAUCAGCAACUGUGCCUUGAAGUAUUCAGAAACCUGUGGAGCUAAGGCAGUUAUCUUGAAACAGCCUAAAGGGUACUUGAGUACAGGAAUUACAGUAAACCACACCAAUGGUUUGCAGCCAUAUGCCCCAAAUCAAAAAUGUGUAUGGAAAAUUGAAUGCCCAAAAGCCAAGUUCAUCAGUUUUUCCAUCAACUAUCUGUCAAUUGCAGCAGAUAGUAAUGAUCAAAUUCUAAUUUGCGAGUCAAAAUCAGAUCGUGCGAAAUGUUCAGUUAUCCCUUCAAAUGCUAGGAGAUUCAAGUUGUUCAGCUCAAAAUCUUAUAUAGAGUUUAGGACUGAUAAUCAAGUUUCUCUUGAGUCUAGAGGUUGGGAGAUCAGUUUCUCUGCUGGACUCUGCAAUGGAAGGAAAGAUCUUUAUGACCGUGAUGGAAGUAUCAGCUACACCACGUCUACUAGCAUUUCCUACGUAGAAGGACUCAGUUGCCAAUGGGUUCUCAAUGGAAAACCAGGAACUCCUGUAUCUGUAAGCUUCACAUAUAUCAACAUAUCCAAAAAUUUGGAUUUUGUUGCAAUCUAUGAUGGAAAAAUGCAGCUUAUAGCCAAUUUUACCGGCUUCUACUCAGUUUCUGAUCUUCCAAGAAUGAACUUAAGUGGUGUUGUUACAAUUGCAUUUUCCACUCAGACAGACAAAGGGGAAGGUUGGUCAGCUAACUUUAAUAUCUCUUCUCCUGUUAACCAUAACAAAAAACUGUGGCCUGUGAUCAUUGUUGCUGUUCUAGGAUUUGUUGCAGUGAUUGUUCCUCUAGCUUUUGUUAUUUUAGCUUUGAAUAAGAAAGGGAAGCUUAUAAGCAGGAGGGAUUCAGAUGAGGGCCUCAUGCUGAUAACCAUAGACACUAUAAGAGAAGAAAACAGAAUUGGCGAAGGGCCUUCUGCAACUGUCUAUAGAGCCGUUUCUAAUGAUGGCUAUAUUGCCAUCAAAUGUCUAAGAAACAGAGCUGCUCACACAGAACUAGAACAAGAGAUUUUGCUUAAAUGCUCCUCUCAUCCAAACAUUAUUUCCUUGGUGGGACAUGCUGAAGAUGGGCUCAGGAGACAUCUUUUGCUUUUCGAGUUCAUGGGAAGAGGAGAUUUGGCUUGGAACUUGAAGGAAAGAGGACAAAAUCUGAACUGGGAUCGGAGGUUAGCAAUAGCAUUACAAGUCUGCUCUGCUAUCCAAAUGUUGCACAUGUACGUAAAACCACCUGUAUAUCAUGGAAAUAUAAUCAGUGAGAAUGUUCUUCUUGACGAGUUUUGCAAUGCAAAACUAGGAGGUUUUGGGGUUGCAAAGUAUUGCAGCAGCAGGGAAAAUCCAGGGCAACCAUCGGAAAUGGCUGAAGAUAUAUGGUGCUUUGGAUUACUACUAGUUGAGCUUCUAACAGGUGAGCCUCAGGUAAAUAAACAGGCGUAUAAAGAUUCCAGGAGCUUUGAAGAGAUAAAUGAGCUUGUUGGAAAUGGGGUUAUCAUUGAUAGAAGAUUGGAGAUUCCCAAUGAAAGAUGCAAAACCAUGGCAUUGACCAAGUUGGGUGAGAUUGCAAACUGGUGCAUCGAUAGCAGCUUGAGAGUUGAAGGGGAUAAGAAUAAUCCCAAAAUAGGUGAUGUUUUAUCUGGUCUUACACAGGUGAAGCACUUGUUUUGCUCUAUUUCAGGAUAAGUUGCAGAAGCAAAAAGAUACAUGUAUCGUGUUAAUAAAGAAGUUCCAAUAGCAUGUCUAAUAUUCUUUUCGACCAUUAUUAUGUACCCAUUGUUCAUCCGUUUGUGUAUGUUUUGGGUUUAAUUAGCACAUUAGAUCCUGGUAGAUUUCAAUGACUAGAGCUUGUGCUCGUACAUUGUAUGCAUAUAUGAUCACGAUAAUAUUAUUCUC